This is a messenger RNA of Paramuricea clavata, 2536 nucleotides long. The record is from the annotation of a GenBank genome assembly. NCBI's taxonomy places the organism in Eukaryota, Metazoa, Cnidaria, Anthozoa, Malacalcyonacea, Plexauridae.
GAAUGAUUCCAGCUGGUAUAUAAAAUGGCGUGCUGUUCUGGAGGUGGUUACAGCACAAAUCGCUUCAAAAUUACUGUGGAUAGCAACUUUCUUUGUCCAAUCUGUGCUGAAGUUUUAAAAGAACCUGUUCAAUGUCAAAAUCAACAUUAUUUCUGCAAAAGCUGCAUAAAGAAACACCUUGAAAAGAAUGCGAAAUCAUGCCCUAUAUGUGUGCAAGAUCUGAGCGAGGAAACAUUGGCUCAGCCUCCUAGGAUUCUUACAGAUUAUUUGAAUGGUCUUUUAAUUAGCUGUGAUCACUCGGAAAGAGGUUGUACUGAGGUGCUACCAGUUUCAAGACUACAAGCACAUGUUCCUGAGUGUAACUACCGUCCCAUUGUUUGUACAAAUGAGAAAUGUGGACAAACAUUCAACCAAGAAGAUCUGGCUGAACACGUGAUCAAUGCAUGUGAGUACAGACUGGUACGUUGCCCUGACUGUGAGGAUGAAAUGAUUUAUAAGAAGUUCAGUAAGCAUGCAUGUGUACUUAGUAAGGAUCUCAACAAAUUGGGACUAGAAUGGUCAGAAAUAAAAAAUGUUUUGGGACAAGUAUGCAAUUCCCAGAAGGAAAUGUGCAAUUCUCAGAAAGAAGAAUGUGAUUCACAGAGAGAAAUGUAUCGUUCCCAGAAAGAAAUGUGCAAUUCCCAGGAAGAAAUUUUGAAUGCGGUACGAGACUUGGUACAUGUUCAACGAAACAUAGCAAUCUCUUCAAACCCACAAGCACCCUCACCAAAUGUUAUCGCUAGUGUUAUGGUUAUUGGUGGCAAGAAUGCAGAGGGUAAUUUGAGCUCAGUUGAAGUUUUGUAUCCAGGUUCUCAGACAUGGAAAGUGUUGCAAUCCAUGCAAGAAUCCCGUGGUUCUGCGGCAUCAGUAUUGUAUGGAAAUGAUGUCAUUGUCAGUGGGGGACGGUUCAUUGGAGGUUGUAGUGAUACAAUAGAAAGAUUAUCAUUGGUUUGCAAGCCCUUAAAGUGGAUUCCUUACUUUGUGAAGUUGCCUUUUAACUGUUGUGGACAUAAAGUCAUUGUUAUUAACAAUUGUCUUUAUUUGGUUGGUGGAUGUGCUGGGAAGACACCUUUCAACAUCAUCUACAGCAUCUUACUUCAUCCCCCAUAUACCAUAGAAAUGAAAUGCGAAAUGCCACGGCCAAUUUGUUUUCAUGGUCUGCAAGCUUUUGAAGAGUUGUUGUUUAUAUUUGGGGGAUCAACAACAAACUUAUGUAGACAAGCAGUUGACAGUGUAUUGUCGUAUAAUACACUAUAUGGCGAGAUUUCUGUAAUGGAGCCUUUGCCGUUUGCAAUUUGUGAUGUAGCUACUGUAAGAUGGAAUGACAAUGUCAUCAUUAUUGGAGGCACUUCCACUAAUACUGUGUCUUUAAACACAGUGAUUCUCUACAGCGUGAAGGAGAAUAAGCAUAAGAUGUUGCCGUCAAUGAGGCAUGCAAGGUCGUCAUGUGCAGCGACAAUUGCUGGUAACAAAGUUAUUGUGAUGGGAGGUUAUGAUUGGUUUGAAAAGAAAUACCUUGAUUCUGUGGAAUGUUUUGACCUUGAUCGUCAACUGUGGGAAGAACUUCCACCCAUGAAUGAAGCCCGGAGUGAGGCCACUGCUGUGGUUUAUGCUGGACUAUUUUAGUGUGGAUUAUUAUAGCUUAAAAUAACAGGUGUGUACAGAACCAUUUCUUGAGUUCUGGCUUUGACAAACUGGAGUUGCAGCCCAGAAUUAAUGGAAAUAACAUUGUUAAUUUAAUAAUUAUUAUGGAUUACAGUCUGUUCUCGGCUUUAUACCAGACUGGACUCUGCAUUAGAAACAUUUCAUAUUCAAGAGAUGAUCAGCAAAAGGUUGGAGAUAUAUUAUAUUUCCACUAUAUAAUGGGUUUUGAUGGGGUUUUUUUUAAAUUUACAGUACCAUGUAUAUUAUCAAUGUAACUCUUACUAUUAUUGGUUGUUAUAGAUUUCCAUAUCAUAAACUGGUAAAAAAAAUAUUUCAAUGUUUACCACUAAUGGUAUUUUCCUGAUUUUCCUGUGCACAGGAAAAAAUAAAGUACUGUCAAUGGUAAAUAUUAAAUGUCAUGGUUUUUACUAAUUUACCACAUUGAAAAUUUACAAUAACCAAUAAUGGUAAGAGGUCAGUUUUUACAUUCAAAAACCCAUUAUUGGAAAGUUAAUUUCUUUCCCUGUGGCUAUCUCCUGGAUUAUUCCACUAAUUCCAGAUUAGGCUGUCAGUAGUACUGUUGAUGCAUUAAUUUUCCAUCACAUUGUUGUAUAUUUAGCAGUGUAGAGUGUACCAUAGGUUCUUGCUAGUGAUACGGGCUUCACAAUUGAGUUGAAGCUGGAUUUUGAAAUUGUCCAUGUUUCUUGUAUCCAAUAUUGCACUUUAGGUACAGGAAGCAAAAACGUAGGUGUAGCAUUACACAGAGUAAUACUUUAGGAUUAGAGUUUAGUAUACUGUAAGAAUAUUAUGUGAAAUAUAUAUAUAAUAUAUAUAUUGUCUUUUUGUUUAUCAC